AUGAACAAGCUGCCCUCAAGCACGUACAUGGCAGCCCUCGCCAUCACAGACACCGGUUUCUUGAUCCUUCUUUUCUUCACUUGGCUACAGCAGGCCGGUAUUUCCAGUGUCGUUUCUUACCCUUGGUGUCAGAUCAUCGUGUUCAGCACUUACGUGUUUAGCUUCCUCUCCGUGUGGUUUGUCGUUCUAUUCAUGAUAGAACGGUAUAUCGCUGUCUGCUAUCCACUGAAGGCCCUGCAGUUGUGCACCAAAAAACGCGCCCGUUUAUCGACGGUGAUUAUCAGUGUUCUGGCGAUGUUGCUCUAUUCACACAGCUUCUGGACAACAUUCGACCGUCAAGGAAUGUGCGAGAUGAGAGCCGAAUUCUUCAUCUUUUUGACCAUCAUGACUUACGUUGACACCGUCGCCACAUUUAUCGUGCCGUUUACAGCAAUUCUCGUUAUGAACCUACGGAUCAUAUUUGCUGUUCGUGACGUCAAGAGACGUAGUCACUGGCUGCAGGAGCUUCAGCCGAGAACGAGCGCACACCACACAUCCCUCAGCAAGACACAAAUGAAACUGACUAAGUCUCUGGUGAUCGUGUCUAGCGUCUUCCUAAUGCUCGUUCUGCCGAGCCACGCCAACCGGUUUUACGCUCUCAUCAGCGUACAUUUUCUAUCGUCGGGCCUAAAUCGACCCUUAGAGAUCGCUCAGCAUUUAAUGCAGUUUCUGUAUUAUUUAACAUUCGUGAUUAAUAUUCUUCUUUACGCCGCCACAAGUCACAUGUUUCGAAAAGGGACUUCGGAAAUCUGUAAAAAGAUCAAACGCAUCUUAUGA
This is a messenger RNA of Acanthosepion pharaonis, 816 nucleotides long. Lineage: Eukaryota; Metazoa; Mollusca; Cephalopoda; Sepiida; Sepiidae. The record is from the annotation of a GenBank genome assembly.